Messenger RNA from Amaranthus tricolor (Joseph's coat), 3534 nucleotides. RefSeq names its product ribonuclease TUDOR 1-like. NCBI's taxonomy places the organism in Eukaryota, Viridiplantae, Streptophyta, Magnoliopsida, Caryophyllales, Amaranthaceae. The record is from RefSeq and is a predicted model, not a curated record. Gene Ontology annotation, molecular function: nuclease activity; RNA binding. The coding region runs from base 218 to 3184 and encodes 988 amino acids. Gene Ontology annotation, cellular component: RISC complex; cytosol; nucleus. The transcript is spliced from 17 exons. Gene Ontology annotation, biological process: mRNA catabolic process; regulatory ncRNA-mediated gene silencing.
UCCUCUUCAUUGCCAUCAAUAUCAUUUAUCUCCCCUGUUUUUUUCCUUCUUUACAAAAUACUUCUAUAAAUAAAUACUUGAUUUCUCUCUCUUAUUUCUGCAGAUCUCACUCUUUCUUUCUCCACUUUUCGUUAUUCCUAUCCAUCCUUCUGAGAUCGGAUUUUUCUACUGCUGCUGAUUUCACCUCCAUCGCUUUUCAGAUCCAACUGACUUGGUGAUGGCGGCCGAAGUGAGGGGUAGAGUAAAAGCUGUUCCUUCAGGGGACACCUUGGUGAUCAUGAGGAUCAUCCAAGGAGAUGCCGUUCCACAGGAAAAGAUGGUCACUUUAUCUUAUAUCAUGGCUCCUAAGCUGGCUCGUAGAGAUACUUAUGAUGAACCCUUUGCAUGGGAGAGCAGAGAAUACUUGAGGAAACUCUGCGUUGGACAGGUAGUAUCUUUUAAAAGAAAAAAGGAGGAUAUUCCCUCCUUAAUGACAGGGACCGGGGCAAGAGAGUUUGGUUCUGUAUUACUUGAUGGAAAAGAUUUAGCAAAGAUGGUGGUUUCAAAUGGUUGGGCAAAGGUAAAAGAAUUGAAAGGUGAUGUAAGUCCAGAGUAUCAAGAGUUGUUGCAACUUGAGGAACAAGCCAAGCAGCAAGGCUUAGGCAAAUGGAGUAAGACACCAGGUGCAUCAGAGGCUGCCAUCAGAAAUUUGCCGCCUUCUGCCAUUGGUGCAUCGAAUAACUUUGAUACUGAGACAUUUUUAUCUGAAAACAAAGGAAGGUCUUUGCAUGCAAUUGUGGAGCAGGUUCGUGAUGGAAGUACAGUGCGAGUCUACUUGCUUCCUAAGUUUCAAUAUCUACAGGUUUUUCUGACUGGGAUCCAGUCUCCUUCAAUGGGAAGGAGACCAGCGCCGGAUAGAGCACUUGAAGCUGAAAUUAAUACAAAUCAAUCGAAUGGAAAAACUGUUGCUGAAACUCAUGCCCCCUUGACCUCAGCUGCAGUAGUUGCAGCAGCAUCAGGUGUGGAGACAGCUCCAGAUCCCUUUGGAAGGGAAGCAAAGCACUUCACAGAGACACGCACUUUGCAUAGAGAUGUACGCAUUGUCCCUGAAGCCCGUGACAGUUUUGGAAAUUUGGUUGGUUCACUCUAUUAUGAUGCUGAUGGUAUAGCCAAGAAUCUUGCCAUGGAAUUGGUGAAAAAUGGCUUGGCCAAGUAUCUUGACUGGAGUGCAAAAUAUUUGGAAGACAAGGAUCGAAUGGAAUUGAAAGCAGCGGAGCUUGAGGCGAAGAAGCAGAGAUUGAGGAUGUGGACAAACUAUGUGCCUCCUGUUACAAAUUCAAAAGCAAUUCAUGACCAGAAUUUUACUGGAAAGGUGGUUGAGGUUGUUAGUGGAGACUGUAUUAUUGUUGCUGAUGAUGCUGUGCCAUUGGGUAAUCCAUUAGCAGAGAGAAGAGUCAAUCUCUCUAGCAUAAAAGCUAAUAAACUGGGUAAUCCACGGAGGAAUGAUGUAGUAGAGCCAUAUGCACGUGAGGCAAAAGAGUUCCUUCGCCAAAAGCUCAUUGGUCGUCAGGUGAAUGUUUCCAUGGAAUACUCGAGAAAAGUCAGCAUUGGAGGUGGUAUCGAAAAUGUAGGUGCCUCAACGGAUUUCAGGGUCAUGGACUUUGGAUCAGUGUUCCUUCCCCCUCAAUCCAAGGGUCAAGGGGCUGAUGUUACAUCUGUUCAAUCUACGGCUGGUGGUCAGCCAGCUGGAUAUAAUGUUGCUGAAAUGUUGCUUAGCCGUGGACUUGCUAAAGUAGUACAGCACAGAGAUUUUGAAGAAAGAUCAAAUUACUAUGAUGCUCUUUUGGCUGCUGAGUCCAAACCAAAAGCAAGCAGGAAAGGGGUACAUGCUGAUAGUAGUGCUAAUACACCCGCAUACCACAUUCAAGACCUCACCAAUGCCCCAGCAAAGAAAGCCAAGGACUUCUUGCACUUUUUUCAACGAAGCAGGAGGCUUCCAGCCAUUGUUGAAUAUGUACUCAGUGGCCAUCGGUUCAAGCUUCUCAUUCCCAAGGAAACUUGCAGUAUAGCAUUUGCUUUCUCAGGGGUGAGGUGUCCUGGACGAGGUGAACCUUAUUCGGAAGAGGCAAUUGCAUUCAUGAGAAGAAAAAUAAUGCAAAGAGAAGUUGAGAUUGAAGUGGAAACUGUGGAUAGAACGGGCACUUUUUUGGGGUCUCUUUGGGAAUCUAAGACAAAUAUGGCUGCUGUGUUACUGGAGGCUGGGCUUGCUAAGUUUCAGGCUUCUUUUGGUAUGGAUCGAAUAGCAGAUGCGCAUCUACUUGCUCAGGCUGAAGAGUCUGCCAAACGCCAGAAGUUGAAGAUAUGGGAAAAAUAUGUGGAAGGACAGGAAGUUUCAAAUGGGUCAUCAGUCCCUGAAAACCAACAGAAGGAAGUCCUGAAGGUAGUGGUUACCGAAGUCCUCGGUGGAGGUAAGUUCUAUGUUCAAACAGUUGGUGACCAGAUGGUAGCUUCUAUUCAGCAGCAACUUGCUUCCUUGGACAUUGUGGAAGCUCCUGUGAUUGGCAGCUUUAACCCCAAGAAGGGUGAUCUAGUUCUUGCUCAAUUUAGUGCGGAUAAUUCAUGGAACCGUGCUACGAUAGUGAAUGUGCCCCGUGGUGGCCUUGUUCAAUCCCCAAAGGACACAUUUGAAGUUUUCUAUAUUGAUUAUGGUAAUCAAGAAGUACUCCCCUACAGUCAUCUACGCCCGAUACCUUCUUCAGUUCAUUCUGUACCUGGAUUAGCCCAACUCUGCAGUCUUGCAUUCAUCAAGGUUCCAAGCUUGGAGGAGGACUAUGGACAUGAAGCUGCUGAGUAUCUGAGUGAGUUAACUCUUAACAGUUCCAGGGAAUUUAGGGCCAUGAUUGAGGAAAAGGAUACAUCAGGUGGAAAAUCAAAAGGUCAAGGAAGUGGCACAGUGCUUUUAGUGACCUUGGUUGAUGUGGAAGCCAGUUCAAGCAUCAAUGCUGCAAUGUUGAAGGCUGGACUUGCUAGAUUAGAAAAACAAAAAAAAUGGGACACCAAGGAAAGGAAGUCCGCCAUUGAUAACCUGGAAGAAUUCCAGCAGGAGGCGAAGAAGAGCCGAAGUGGGAUGUGGGAGUAUGGAGAUAUACAGUCUGACGACGAUGAAUCUGCUCCUCCUGCAAGGAAACCUGCCGGUAAGCGUUGAGCACUAACAAUGACUAGCAACGGCAGUAUGUGAUACUUAUAGUUUAGCUGUAGGCCGGGACUGCACCUUUCAACUCCAAGAGAUCGAUAAGAGGAAAAGGAGAUGUCUUUAAAGUUAUACUAAUCAGUUAAUCUUAUAGCAAGUUGACAAUUUUGUUAUUUAUUUCUAUUUUAAAUCUCAAAUUUUGUAAACUUACGGGAAAAUUAGUGAACACUGAUACUUGAAUAAAACUGUUACGCUUAUAGUGCGCCCGCCUCUGACAGGUGACGCUAACAAUUUUGGCUGUAGAAAUGGUUAAUUUUGUACCAAUCUUUUAUAGUAAUUAUAACAUAUCUUGUUUCACUUCUUUA